AUGGAGCGCGUGGAGGAGCGGGACGAGGUGGUGGCCGCGCUGGACGCGCAGUACAAGACGAUGGUCGACGAGCAGCCCGGCAACGCGCUGUUCCUGCGCAACUACGCGCAGUCCCUCCACGAGGUGAAGGGCGACACCAGUAGGGCCGAGGAGUACUACUCGCGCGCCAUGCUGACGGAUCCCAGCGACGGCGAGAUCAUGUCGCAGUACGCCAAGCUGGUCUGGGAGGUGCACCACGACCCGGAGAGAUGCCUCGGCUACUUCCAAAAGUCGGUGCAGGCUGCCCCACACGAUAGCCAUGUCCUCGCUGCGUACGCGAGCUUCUUGUGGGAGCAGGACGACGACGACUGCAGAGACCAAGGCACGGGUGGAGCGGCGGCACCGGAGCGCGCCGCGCGAACAGGGCAAGCGAUGGAGCUGGCGUCUGCGGCCGUCUGA
Messenger RNA from Miscanthus lutarioriparius, 438 nucleotides. NCBI's taxonomy places the organism in Eukaryota, Viridiplantae, Streptophyta, Magnoliopsida, Poales, Poaceae. The record is from the annotation of a GenBank genome assembly.